CGCUUAGUCCAACUCCUGGCCCCCCUCUCCUUCCCCAUAUUCAACAACCCUCCUUUCUCUUUGAGAGAGGGACAGAUACGCACCACAACCAGCUCGCACGAUGGGUUCAGCCUCCUCGCGCCCUCAGCCAACGUCCUCGCUUGCUUCGGCUCCGAGCAGGGCCAGCAGCGGCUUCGAGAAAGCCAGCAGCAGCUCACCCCCGCCCUCCUCUGCAACCUUUUCGCUGCCAACGGGCCACCAUGCUGCCGACCGCCUCCACCGCAUCUCAGCCGAGGCUUUUGCUGGUACCAGCUCGCGCCGUGGCAGGCCGCUGAGCGACGUCAACGACAGCCUCGAAAAGUCCUCUGGCCGCGCCUAUGCCACCGUCGACCUCGGUGCGGUCAAGGCAUGGGACGCCGACGCUCUUGCCAAGCCAACGAGCCAGCUUGCCGCCAUUACGCUUCACAACGGCGCCAUUAAUACCAGUCUCCGCAAUCGCAGCUCCGAGACGAGCUCGCAGCAUGUCUACAGCCACACUCUUAAGCGCCAAGGGCUGCCCGUCACCAAUCAAAAAAGCUCGGGCCGCUGUUGGCUGUUUGCGACUACGAAUGUCGUGCGCGUCGAGGUCAUGGAGAAGCUGAACCUCAAGGACUUUGAGCUCAGCCAAUCCUACCUCUCUUUCUGGGACAAGCUCGAGAAGAGCAACACUUUCCUCGAGAACAGCAUCGAACUGGCCGAUGUGCCCCUCGACGACCGCGUCUUUGGCUUCCUCAAGACGGCGCCCACCAACGACGGAGGCCAGUGGGACAUGGUGUGCAACCUGAUUGAGAAGUACGGCCUCGUUCCCAAGUCGGUCUUUCCAGAGUCGUACAACAGCUCCAACUCGAACAAGGUCAACUGGAUCGUCACGCUCAAGCUGCGCGAGUACGCUCUCGAGCUAAGAGAGCUCAAGAAAGCCACCAUGUCGAGCCUGUCCCGAGCUGGAGGUCUGACAAAGGAGCAGAUGCAGGCCUGCACUGUCAAAGCGCUUCGCAUGCGCAAGGACGUGCAGAUGCAGGAGGUCUACAGGAUCAUGGCCAUCAGUCUCGGUGUGCCACCCAUGCCAAAUGACGAGUUUACCUUUGACUACUACGAUGCAGAUGGGAAGUUUAAGAGCCUCAAGACGACGCCCGUCAAGUUUGCAGAGGAGCAGACUGGAUCCUUUACGACGCAGGGCGCCUGCUCUCUCGUCAACGAUCCUCGGCGCGCCUUCAACAAGCUCAUCUCCAUUGACCGUCUGCAAAACGUCUGGGGUGGACGCCCGGUUCUCUACGUCAAUACCUCAACGACGCAGAUGAAGGAUAGCGUCGUCGCCAGCAUCAAGGCUGGUCUGCCCGUCUUCUUUGGCUGUGAUGUGGGCCAAUUCAGCGAGACGGCCUCGGGUAUCAUGGACACAGACCUCUUUGGCUACGAGUUGGCGUAUGGCAUCAAGCUUGGCCUUACAAAGGCCGAGAGGAUCGAGCUCGGAGAGAGCUCCAUGACCCACGCAAUGGUCAUCACUGGCGUGCACCUCGACGACAAGGGAAAGCCGGUCCGUUACCGCGUCGAGAACAGCUGGGGCGCCGAUGGUGUCGGCAAGGACGGCUAUAUGUGCAUGACUGACGCCUGGUUCGACGAGUUUGUGUACCAGGUCGUGAUUCGCAAGGAGCACAUGCCAAGCCACCUUUGGAGCAUCUUCCAGAAGGGCAUUGACGAGGACACCGAUGUGCUCCCGCCUUACGACCCCAUGGGCUCCCUGGCCAGCAGCAUGGCCAUCGAAAGCGCUCGAGGCGCAGAGUCCGAGGAUGAAGGCGAGGAGACGCCAGAGGACGAGUAUGAGAUUGAUGCGAUCCUCAGCCACGAUUCAGGACGCUUCAAGAAGGACGAAGUGGCCUACCUUGUCUCGUGGAAGGGCUAUGGCCCCGAGCACAACUCGUGGGUUCGCGAAGAGGACGCCGAGAAUGCAAAGGAUAUGCUGUCCGACUACUGGAAGAAUGCACCCAAGCUCAAGACGAUGACAAAGAGCGUCGGUGGUAGCCGAGCCGCCAAGGGUGGAAAGGCUGCGAGCCGGACAAGCAAUGCGAGUAGAAAGGAGAGGAGUAGCUCCCAGACACUGUCCCAAAGCCGCCGUUCAUCUGUCCGAGCAACUUCGACGUCGAUGGACACGGUCUUGCAGCAAGCGUCUAGAAGGGAGAGGACGGCGUUGAAAGCCAUGCACAAGCGACCAGGUUUCGACUCCUUUGAGCCGACAGAAGACGAGGAAGACAACGACGUGCUUAGCGAGGCGCAACUCAAGAGGCUUGAUCCCGAGGAGGCGAAUCGCCAGCGGAGGAGGAUGGACGCAAAGCGGUACCAUCGCCUGGGUGACUGGGAACAGGUCGUGAAGCAAAUCGAGACGGUGGAGAAGGACGAAAAUGGCAAGCUGCUCGUCUUUUGCGUCUUCGAGAAUGGAUCGCGAGUUAUCUACGAAGCGUCGGUUGUGCACUACCGAUGUCCCCAGAAGCUAUUGAACUUCUACGAAUCGAGGCUGCGCUUCAACCCGAAGGCUGCGGAUGCCGCCGCCGCCGCCGCUGCUGCUGCUGCCGCUUCAGCUUCCGAAGGAAAGACGAAAGCAGCGCCUGACGGUAGCGAGGAGCAAUCAGCCACGUUGCAAGAUGAUGCACGGGGCAGCGAAGAAACCCAGGGAGAUGCAGCCAAGGACACGGCUAUGGAAGAAGGCGCUGACGCAGGCGACACCAACAGUGACGAAGACUUUGACGCAGGCGACACCAACACUAACGAAGACUUAGAGGCCCAGGUACAGCACGAUGAGCCAACGGCUGAGGAGAGUUAGGUAGGCGCUGGCGAAUCUCGCGAAAGAAGCCAGUAGAUCAAGAUCUCGGCCUUUCCUUGCACGGCCAAAGUAUAUCUCACGACAACGUGUUGUCAUGUAACUUGAUGUGAUUCAUCUCUUGACGUUGUUGGUCUUGCCCAUAAUGAAAUCAGUGAAGCC
This is a messenger RNA of Acaromyces ingoldii, 2989 nucleotides long. RefSeq lists its product as hypothetical. The transcript is spliced from 8 exons. Gene Ontology annotation, molecular function: cysteine-type aminopeptidase activity. Lineage: Eukaryota; Fungi; Basidiomycota; Exobasidiomycetes; Exobasidiales; Cryptobasidiaceae. The record is from RefSeq and is a predicted model, not a curated record. Bases 101 to 2830 code for a protein of 909 amino acids. Gene Ontology annotation, biological process: proteolysis; response to toxic substance; L-homocysteine catabolic process. Gene Ontology annotation, cellular component: nucleus; cytoplasm.